GAUGGGCGGGGUGUUGCCGGAGCUGCGAUGGCUGCCCGCUGCUGUGCGAAGAACGGAGCCUCUGGCCCCUCUCGCAGGCCGGCCUCUUGACGCCGCCAGUAGGCGCGGUCCCCUGGGCCGUUUCUGCGGCUGUCAUGUACCCGCCGACGCCGCCCGGGCCGCACCGGGACUUCAUCUCGGUGACGCUGAGCCUUGGCCAGAGCGACGACGGCAGCAAAACCCGGCGGCGCCGCUCGUGCUGGCGGAAAUGGAAGCAACUGUCGAGAUUACAGCGGAAUGUGAUUCUCUUCAUCCUGGCGUUUCUGAUGCUCUGUGGGCUCCUGUCCUACAUCAGCGUGGCGGACCAGUGGAAAGCCCCGAGUGGCAGGUCAGCCGAAGAGCAGAGGGCGAGGCCAGCAAACCCGCCCGUCCUGCCCGCUCCUCAGAAGGCAGUCGCUGACCCAGGGAUCGGCCCGGGGCCGCCGCCUCAGAAGCCUCAGAGGCACGUCCGGCGGGGACCCCCCAACCUGCAGAUCAGAGCCCCCAGCAGAGACUUGCAGGCCGGGAGGCAGGGCGGCGCCGGGAGGCGGGAGGCGGCUGCGGCGGACGGGGCGCGCCCGGAGCGCAGCCCGCAGAGCACGAUCGUCAGCUGGCGGGGAGCAGUGAUCGAGGCAGAGCAGGGCACCGAGCUCCCUUCCAGAAGGGCAGAGGCCCCCACCAGGGCCCCCUCGCAGGCCCCCAGGAUUCUGAACCAAGCAGCGCCCCCCAACGAGCGCCAGAAGGCCGUGAUCGAGUCCUUCCGCCACGCGUGGGCCGGGUACCGCAAGUUCGCCUGGGGCCACGACGAGCUGAAGCCGGUGUCCAGGUCCUUCAGCGAGUGGUUCGGUCUCGGCCUCACGCUCAUCGACUCCCUGGACACCCUGUUGAUUCUGGGCCUGAAGAAAGAAUUCGGAGAAGCCAGGAGGUGGGUGUCCAGGAAGCUACGGUUUCAGAAAGACGUGGACGUCAACCUGUUUGAGAGCACCAUCCGGAUCCUGGGGGGGCUCCUGAGUGCCUACCACCUGUCCGGGGACGCGCUGUUCCUGCAGAAAGCCGAGGAUUUUGGGAAUCGGCUGAUGCCUGCGUUCCAGACACCCUCCAAGAUCCCGUACUCGGACGUGAAUAUCGGCACUGGAGUGGCCCACCCACCCUGGUGGACAUCGGACAGCACGGUGGCCGAGGUGACGAGCAUCCAGCUGGAGUUCCGCGAGCUCUCCCGCCUCACGGGAGUCAAGAAGUUCCAGGAGGCCGCGGAGGAGGUGACCCGGCACGUCCACUCCCUGGCCGGGAAGAAGGACGGGCUGGUGCCCAUGUUCAUCAACACGCACAGCGGCCUCUUCACCCACAUGGGCGUGUUCACGCUGGGCGCCAGGGCGGACAGCUACUACGAGUACCUGCUGAAGCAGUGGAUCCAGGGCGGGAAGCAGGACUCGCGGCUCCUGGACGACUACCUGGAAGCCAUCGAGGGGAUCAAGAGGCACCUGCUGCGCAGGUCUGAGCCGAGCAAGCUCACCUUCGUCGGGGAGCUCGCCCACGGCCGCUUCAGCGCCAAGAUGGACCACCUGGUGUGCUUCCUGCCAGGGACGCUGGCCCUGGGCGCCCACCAUGGGCUGCCCGCCGACCACAUGGAGCUGGCCCGGGCGCUCAUGGACACCUGCUACCAGAUGAACCGGCAGAUGGAGACGGGGCUGAGCCCCGAGAUCGCGCACUUCAACCUGCACGCCCAGAAGGGCCAGAAGGACGUACAGGUCAAGCCGGCUGACAGGCACAACCUGCUGCGCCCCGAGACGGUGGAGAGUCUGUUCUACCUGUACCGCUUCACGGGGGAGCGCAAGUACCAGGACUGGGGCUGGGAGAUCCUCCAGAACUUCAACACCUACACGCGGGUCCCCUCGGGCGGCUACUCCUCCAUCAGCAACGUCCAGGACCCCCGCAACCCCCAGCCCCGGGACAAGAUGGAGAGCUUUUUCCUGGGGGAGACGCUCAAGUACCUGUACCUGCUCUUCUCUGACGACCCCGAGCUGCUCAGCCUGGACACCUACGUGUUCAACACAGAGGCGCACCCCCUGCCCAUCUGGGCUCCCGCCUAGGGUGGCGGCUCCGUGCAGCUGCGGCCCAGCGUCUGCCGCUGCCCGGGUGCCAGGGCGCCUGUCGGCGGGACCAGGCCCUGGACGGGCCGUGUAGGCUGUGCCCACCCUGCGGGCUGGACGUGCUCCGGACUCGCUGAUGACAGGCCAGUAGGCACCUGGGCUGGGACGUCUCCGGGCUCUGAGGUGCUCGGGCGGCCGUGGGCGGCAGGCUCCCCGCCCUGGCUGUGGGGUCCUUGUCUGUGGUUCCGUGGGGACCCUGUUAGGCACAAGGAAGAAGAAGCCAGUGCUGGGGUUCAGGGGGACCCCAUCCACCGAGGCCGCCCCCUCCUUCCUGAAAAACCACCAAUCAUGACCUACAUUCCUGCAACCUGAACGUUCUGUUGGUCGAUGCACAGGCUUCUUGGGGCUCCUGGGGCCCCUGUGAGUCCCCGGACCCCGUGUUGGGUUCAGAGGCCAGAGCCGAGAGGACACUGGGGUGCAGCUGCACCCUGAGGUCUCGGGGGCAAUGCUGUGCCAGCCCAAGGCCCCGGGGGGAGAUGUUUGCGGCCCCGCUGGGCCGGGGCUCCCGGCCGGCUGUGCCAUUCACGUGGACUCAGGGAUCCUCAGGGUCUGGCGGGCGGACGCCGAGGGCCUCCACUCCCGGGCCGCCUGGCGGAGCGGCCGUCCGUCGC
Pteronotus mesoamericanus is the source of this 2779-nucleotide messenger RNA. RefSeq names its product mannosidase alpha class 1B member 1 (gene MAN1B1). The transcript has 13 exons. Lineage: Eukaryota; Metazoa; Chordata; Mammalia; Chiroptera; Mormoopidae. Gene Ontology annotation, cellular component: membrane; endoplasmic reticulum. Gene Ontology annotation, molecular function: calcium ion binding; mannosyl-oligosaccharide 1,2-alpha-mannosidase activity. The record is from RefSeq and is a predicted model, not a curated record. Gene Ontology annotation, biological process: carbohydrate metabolic process; mannose trimming involved in glycoprotein ERAD pathway. Bases 135 to 2108 code for a protein of 657 amino acids.